CAGCGACAGCCGGGCAGGUGCCCAAAAACCGCAAGCACGGCUGACAUCAGUCCCGGGCUCCGGGCUUCCCCCCAAACUCAAAGCCCUGCUACGGUGCCACCCAUGUCCGCCGCCGCCGCCGCCGUCGCCCGCGCCGCGCGCCGGUACUUCUCGUCUCGGCUCCACACCACCACCACGCGCCUUCUCCAUGCAAGUGAUUCCCAGGCAGCGCCGCGGGAGGCAUCCGGGAGCUUCAUCCACCCCGCCGCCGUCGUCCACCCCGAUGCAGCCAUCGGGCAGGGUGUCUCGAUAGGUCCCUUUUGCACAGUUGGGCCUUCAGCCAGAGUUGGUGACGCCUGUCAAUUACAUGCUGGGAGCCAUGUCGUGGGAGAUACCGAGCUAGGGGAGGGAUGCGUUGUUCAAACUGGUGCUAUCCUUGGUGCAGAUAUCCCUGGGCGGACAAUUAUUGGGGAAAACAAUGUCAUUGGACACUAUGCUGUUGUUGGUGCAAAAUGCCAAGAUUUGAAAUAUAAGACUGGAGAUGAAUGCUUUCUACAUAUUGGUAGAAAUAACGAGAUCAGAGAGUACUGCUCUAUUCACCGUUCUUCUAAAUCUUGUGACUGCACGGUUAUUGGUGACAAUAAUCUCGUUAUGGGUUCGUCCCAUAUAGCUCAUGAUUGCAAGAUUGGUAACAAUAACAUCUUUGCUAAUAAUACUCUAUUUGCUGGCCAUGUAGUUGUUGAAGAUUGGACUCACACUGCAGGGGCUGUUGUUGUCCAUCAAUUUUGUCAUAUUGGGUCAUACUCAUUUCUUGGCGGAGGCUCUGUGGUUGCACAAGAUGUGCCAAGGUACAUGAUGGUUGCAGGUGAUAGAGCAGAGCUCCGCGGUCUGAAUAUUGAAGGUCUCAAGCGCAACGGAUUCUCCGACCAAGAGGUCCGUAGGUUGAGGAAAGCUUAUCAGAAAGUAUUUAUGCCAACUAUUACUAACAAGAGUAGCUUUGAAGACAGACUGGCUGAGUUGGAGCAAGAAAUUGAGUUGUCAGAAUCUCCUGCUGUAUCCUGCAUGGUCGAAUCGAUCCGCAUGUCGUUUGUUCAAGGACAUCGAGGGAUUUGCAAAUUCAGAAGUUGGAACAGCUCAUGAAUGUGCCAAUUCUUAAAUUUGCCUGGCAGUUACCUCAGACAUUACUUAGGUGCAUAUUCAAUUUUGCCAUCGAUCUACUAUACCCGAACAGAUGGAUACAUUGCCAAGACAGUGAAAAUUGGAUUAGGUAAUCCAUGUCAAACCUGGGUGACCAACAAGAUGUUCUUUGCAUCCAUGUAUGGGACAUUCUAGAAGCCCCGUAUAUGUAUGAAUUUUCACGGUACCCCUAGUUGUGUGUUAAUUUACAGGGAAUUCUAGAUUUGUGCAGAAUGUACAUGUUGUGCAGAAUGUACAUGUUGGCUUGGAAUUCUGGAUUCGUUUAGCUAAUAAUCUAUGGCAGAAAGUAUGGCAGAAAGUACUGUUUACUAAGGGCCUGUUUAGAUCCUAAAUAUUUACAUCCCAAAACUUUUGGCUGUAAACUUUACAUUUAAAUAGGUGUUUAGAUGUUUCCCAAAUUUUUUGGUUAACAAGACA
Sorghum bicolor (sorghum) is the source of this 1593-nucleotide messenger RNA. Its product is annotated as probable acyl-[acyl-carrier-protein]--UDP-N-acetylglucosamine O-acyltransferase, mitochondrial. The coding region runs from base 103 to 1119 and encodes 338 amino acids. The record is from RefSeq and is a predicted model, not a curated record. Gene Ontology annotation, molecular function: acyl-[acyl-carrier-protein]-UDP-N-acetylglucosamine O-acyltransferase activity. The transcript is spliced from 11 exons. Gene Ontology annotation, biological process: lipid biosynthetic process. NCBI's taxonomy places the organism in Eukaryota, Viridiplantae, Streptophyta, Magnoliopsida, Poales, Poaceae.